CAUUAACGAAAAGCUCAGUCGAGUUUUGUGAGUCGAAGGUGGCACAUCUCUGUAACAUUGCGCAGACAAUUACUCGACUACAGACACUUUGUUUUUAUAUUUGUGGAUAUUAAUACCGCAUUUUCUCUCUAAAGAGGACGUCUAUACACACAAACAAGUGACCCUCAAAGUGACCCGGGCGCUGUCGCUUUAAAGCGAACACCUCCCCCUCCCCCCCAAAUAUCGGAGCCCCCCCCCCCCCCCCCCCCCCUCCCUCCAAUCAAGCAGAUAACAUGGACGGAUUCUACGACCAGCAAGUCCCAUUUAUGGUCCCACCCGGCCAGCACGAGUCUCACGUGGAGGAGCUUUCUCACAUCAGGCCUGUGAGCGACAGGAAGAGGAAGUUUGUGGACACAGAGCUCGCCCAGGACACAGAAGAUCUCUUCCAAGACCUAAGUCAGCUUCAAGAGAUCUGGAUCGCAGAAGCCCAGGUGCCCGAUGACGAACAGUUCGUCCCAGACUUCCAGUCGGAUAGCUUGAUGUUUCAUGGCCAGCCACCGGCCAAGAUCAAACGCGAGCUGAAUCCCGCCAAAGAGUUUUCUCCUUGUCGCCAGGACAGGAGUCCCAUGCCCUACGGAGAGAAGUGCCUUUACAGCUACAGUGCCUGUGACAGGAAGCCCUCUCCCGGGUUCAAGCCAUUAACCCCCCCCUCCACGCCGGUCUCUCCCUGCGGCCCCUCCAGCACGCACACCCCCCCUCCUCACUCCCACGUAGCCAAUCCCACACGUCCAGUGCACGUACAGCAGCCAAUCACAGCGAGCGCAGGCUCCCCCAACCAGCAGGCGCUCUCUGUGCACAGCCCCCCCUUCGCCGUGCCCUGCGCCCCCAUCAGCCAGGAUGCCAACAACUUCUCCCCUGAGCACAGGUUCCAGCGGCAGAUGUCAGAGCCAUGCCUCCCUUUCCCCCCCUCAGAGAGCCAGGCGCGCCCCCACUUCCUGCCCCAGCCUCCCAGCAGCCACCACAGCCUGCCCCGCGACGGCCGGCCGCCGUACCACCGCCAGAUGUCCGAGCCGCUGGUAGCCGUGCCGCCCCAGGGCUUCAAGCAAGAGCUCAUCGACCCGCGCUACGCAGAGCAGGGCGUCCCCUCCAUGGGGCCCCCAGGUGCUUCACAGGGGGCCCCGCGCCAAGCUUUCCACCCCAUGGCCAUCAAGCAGGAGCCACGAGACUUCUGCUUCGAUUCUGAAGUGCCGAACUGUCAGUCAUCGUUUGGGAGAGCGGGGAGCUUCUUCCAAAAUAACCAUGAAAGUUUCUCCUUCGACAGAGAGACUCAGCUGUACUUUGACGACACCUGUGUGGUCCCUGAGAGACUAGAAGGUAAGACUGGGAAUACAAAUGAAUGUAUAAACAGGAGCCCUCUGCCGUUUCGUGACGGGACCCCCUACCAGCGCCGCGGCUCCCUGCAGCUCUGGCAGCAGCAUUUUCUGGUCACGUUACUGGACGACCCGGCUAACGGACACUAUGUUCACAUGACAAUGAAAGCCUUGAAUCUUGAAUUCGCUGCAGCUCCUAAAUCAGUGUUUGUGUGUCCGUGUCCUCAGGUGGCUCGGCGCUGGGGCAUCCAGAAGAACCGGCCGGCCAUGAACUACGACAAGCUGAGCCGCUCGCUGCGCUACUACUACGAGAAGGGCAUCAUGCAGAAGGUAAAGGUGGCCGGUGAGAGGUACGUGUACAAGUUUGUGUGCGACCCCGAGGCUCUCUUCUCCAUGGCCUUCCCCGACAACCAGAGGCCCAACCUGAAGGUGGACCCGGACAGCCUGCCGAGCCCCGAGGAGGACACGGUGCCCCUCACUCACUACGAGGAGAACGCCCCCUACCUGCUGGACGCCAGCGAGCAGUGUGUGGCAGGUCUGCCCUUCCCCGACGGCUACGGCUACUAAAAGCAAAACACACAUGGACACGCAAACACUCCCAAAGUCGCCCGAAAAAAAUCCAGAGCUGGAACUUGCUGAGUCGCUUGGAGGGCAAAUUCCUCUCCUGCUCCCUGGACAAAACUCUGAUGAAGCUCCCAAGCUACGAAUGAAUGAGGGGGAAAGAGCUCCUCUCCUGCGAGUGAAAGAGAGAGGUUGUGUAAUCAGUGAAGAGGAACUGGACUGCAAGAGGCCGCUUCUGCUGCAGAGACCAAAUAAAAGCAAAGCCACAUGGCGCCAUCUUUAAAUGAACUGACCUUUGUACAAGAGUCGUUCUGAUUUUGUGACAAUCUGCUUUUCUUAAAAACAAUCAAGUAACCAAUAGAGUUUGAAAUAAAAACUAAUUCUAAAUGCAGCACUAUUCUAUAGUUGCCUUUUUUGGGUCGCCCCAUUCUUAUGUCGCCACAUCCGUGAAAGGGCUUUAAUUUGCAUAACUCGGAUUCAAGAUGGAAAACAUUCUAAACUCACAAAUCAGUUAGUUUUCUGUACAUACAUUUUAGUUUGCAUCCGCCAGCUGUUCUUUAGAGACCCAGGCCUCUCAGGAUUCUGGGGCGUUGCUGUAUUUCAGGCUCGUUGGUUGGGCUGCUCUCUCUCGUGUACAUGUUACGUUCUUUAACCGCUUCUGCCCGUGUAAGAGAUUGUAUCCGCUUCCCUUUAGAGACGGCAGUCUAUACAGUACACCCCUCAUGUCUGCUCAUCACCGCUGGGUCCCUUUUUAUUAUACCGCUCCAAGUUUUAGAGAUGAUUAGCACUCCAUCUCCUCCAUUUCAAAAGGGAUGCAAGUAUUUCCCCUGAUGUAAGAUAAAAGAUCACGUUGCUCUUGUUUGUUUUUUAUUUUGUAUCUCUGUCUGGGUGCUUCAUGUUUUCCUCGGCAGUGUCCUAGUUACUCUGAUGCACCAGUAUGGCAGGCUGCAUCGGGAUGUUGCAUGCAAAGUAAAAACUAAGUAAAGAAGGGUGACGUUCUCCUUCUUUCGGACACCUCUGCCAGUCACAAGUGGUCAACAGGAGGCUUCUCUCUGCAUGGUGUAACACUGUGUCCACUAACAUAUCGCUUUCCUGUCUCUGGACAAAGAAGAUAUUUGUGAUAUUCUCUGCAUUUUUUUGUCUGUGUUCAUUAUGUAUGUUUCUUAAUAUGGGGGGAGGGCGAAGACAAACGUAUAUAAAGUAUAUAUUUUUGCUAUAAGGCUGCAUUUGUUUUGAUUUUAAUGUAAAAGCUGUAUAGUUCUGGCUCUCAUAGACAAUGUAGCUUUUUAAACCUCCAUCCUUUACGAUGCUACUACUGCAGACUGUUUCUUUAAGAGGCCUCAAGGUUGGAGAAUGGAGGAGACGAUGUUAUUCCCUUGCCUGUAAAAGUGUGUGUGUGUGAAGGGCGGAGUUCCAUCAAAGGUGAACACACACAUUAUAUCAUGGGCUCCACUCCAGGCGCAGGGAUUGUCUGCACUUGUAUAGGCUUCAGUCCCCUCCCCUCACAAUGUGUUUCUGACACUGCUGAGUUUAUGAUAAUCUGUACUGGGUACAAUAAAUGGUCCUUUAUGCUUCAUU
Molecule: messenger RNA, 3488 nt
Organism: Gymnodraco acuticeps
Lineage: Eukaryota; Metazoa; Chordata; Actinopteri; Perciformes; Bathydraconidae
Gene: etv5a
Product: ETS variant transcription factor 5a
Biological process (GO): regulation of transcription by RNA polymerase II; cell differentiation
Cellular component (GO): nucleus
Molecular function (GO): DNA-binding transcription factor activity, RNA polymerase II-specific; sequence-specific DNA binding
Source: RefSeq, a predicted model, not a curated record